AUGUUGGUAAGGUCUACGGUUUCAGUUGGGAAGACGGUCCCCAGGACGCUCGUCUCCGUCACGACACGCAGAACUAUGUACGACAGCGGUGGGGACGGUGGAUUCAACAAUUUCGCAAAGAGAGAGCAGGCGAAAGAGAACUAUUUCAUAAGGAAACUGGAGAAGGAGCAGAUGGCGAAGAUCAGGAAGGAGAUACAAAGGCAUAAGGAUGAACUGAAGAGUUUGGAGAGCAAGAUUGACGAGAUCUCGAAAAGACACAACGGUAAAGACGAUCAGAAGUGA
Messenger RNA from Huiozyma naganishii CBS 8797, 282 nucleotides. It is a transcript of the gene STF1, whose product is annotated as ATPase-binding protein. The record is from RefSeq and is a predicted model, not a curated record. Gene Ontology annotation, cellular component: mitochondrion. Gene Ontology annotation, biological process: negative regulation of ATP-dependent activity. The transcript has a single exon. Bases 1 to 282 code for a protein of 93 amino acids. Gene Ontology annotation, molecular function: ATPase inhibitor activity. Lineage: Eukaryota; Fungi; Ascomycota; Saccharomycetes; Saccharomycetales; Saccharomycetaceae.